UAAAAUAAAAAUAGUAAUAUUGUCUUACGUGGCACCCCUGCUUUUAUCACGGGCGUUUUGCCACAAUCGGUGUAGGGCGCAUAAAAGCGACGCGAUGCUCGGCGCGCGCUCCAUUCGCUCACAGACCGCCGCGCGCGCCGCACCAAUGAUCCUCCCGCGCACCAUGUCCCCGCCGCACGGCGCCUUCCACCCGCCACACGCACACCCCGACGAAGAACCCGUCUCCCGCACCUACCAGUACCGCAAAGUCAUGAAACCCAUGCUAGAGAGGAAGCGAAGAGCUCGCAUCAAUCGCUGUCUGGACGAGCUCAAGGAUCUCAUGGUCACGGCCCUCCAAGCGGAAGGAGAAAACGUCUCCAAACUAGAAAAAGCGGACAUCCUCGAGCUCACCGUCCGACACCUCCACAGUCUCAAGAGGAGGGGUCAACUAGUGUUGAAACCGGAGAUGUCAUAUGCAGAACGCUUCCGUGCUGGAUUUACACAGUGUGCUACUGAAGUGUCACAGUUUAUUGCGAACGCGACGUUGGCCGCUAACGCGAUGCAGCGUCAAGGUCCAGUGGACCCCCAAGCCGGGGCGAGGUUGUUGCAGCAUCUCAGUGGUUGUAUCAGGAGGUUGGAGAAUCCCCAAGUUGUCCAGCCACAGCCGAUCGCGCCUAAUGGAGUCACACGGCCGACGCCGUUACCGGCAAUAGCGCAAACACAGCAACCUCAAGCACCUCAGCAGGGUCCGGAGAGGACGUCGUUACACGAGCGAGGGUUGAAGAGGCCAGCAGAGGCGCUGGUGGACGUGGAAGCGGCGCUUGCGAAGCGAGCGUACGCGCCGCCGUCGCCGCCCCACAGCCCCGCCUCCGAGCCCGACCCCGCCCAGUCGAUGUGGCGGCCCUGGUGACGGCUGUAGCAUGAAGACGUCAGGACUGUGUGACCCAAGUUUAGUGUGAUACGAACUUUGUUGUUUAUUUAUUGUACGUUCCUAGAACCGAUGUGUGUUAUAGUUAAUCUUUGCAUGGUUAGUCGUUCUGCUCGCUUACGCUUGUUGAAGUUUGUGUUUGGAAUUAAUAAAUAAGGUUUUUGUUUUUGAUUAAUAA
This is a messenger RNA of Cydia strobilella, 1085 nucleotides long. Its product is annotated as enhancer of split mbeta protein-like. NCBI's taxonomy places the organism in Eukaryota, Metazoa, Arthropoda, Insecta, Lepidoptera, Tortricidae. Gene Ontology annotation, biological process: regulation of neurogenesis; anterior/posterior pattern specification; regulation of transcription by RNA polymerase II. Bases 95 to 889 code for a protein of 264 amino acids. The record is from RefSeq and is a predicted model, not a curated record. Gene Ontology annotation, molecular function: protein dimerization activity; RNA polymerase II cis-regulatory region sequence-specific DNA binding; DNA-binding transcription factor activity, RNA polymerase II-specific. Gene Ontology annotation, cellular component: nucleus. The transcript has a single exon.